This is a messenger RNA of Platichthys flesus (European flounder), 3997 nucleotides long. RefSeq names its product nuclear receptor subfamily 2, group F, member 5 (gene nr2f5). NCBI's taxonomy places the organism in Eukaryota, Metazoa, Chordata, Actinopteri, Pleuronectiformes, Pleuronectidae. The record is from RefSeq and is a predicted model, not a curated record. Gene Ontology annotation, biological process: anatomical structure development; regulation of transcription by RNA polymerase II; cell differentiation. The transcript is spliced from 4 exons. Gene Ontology annotation, molecular function: zinc ion binding; nuclear receptor activity; RNA polymerase II cis-regulatory region sequence-specific DNA binding. Bases 827 to 2041 code for a protein of 404 amino acids.
CUCUCGGCGAAGGGACGUACAGGCGGACGCGGGGGAAGAGCACACUCGAGACGCACAGAUCCGUACUGGUUCGAAGCCCUUUUCACUUCCACGGGAGAUCAUCCGGAGCAGCUCCGAGGAUGUUUGCGCGCUGUGUUGGGUAAAUAAAUAUCAGGACGCACAGCACACCCACGUUGCGUAUCCCACCCACCACCCCCUCCACACAAAAACACACAACCUCUCCGCGGCGCGCAGGAACAAGAAGAACCGGGAUUGUGCCACUUCGCCGCCGCUUGUGCGCGCUGCCUGCUUGGGGAUCCGAACACACGGGGGUUGUAGCUGAAUGACACGCAACGUGGUCCGCGUUCAAUCCAGCGUGUCAUCCAAAGGGGAGAGCUCAUCUUGAAGGGAAGAAGAAGGCAGAGUUGAGAUUGGACCGGAGCGACGGACCGAGGUGGACCAGUCCCGCUUCCCAGUUUCAGCCCGACGCAGAACUCGCAACGCGGUUUGUGUUCUCGACUCGUUCACUUGUGCAACGUGUUUAUGGAUUGCUGCGCAGCGACGAGCACCGGGACUUUCAGGCUAUACACGCGCACGCACCGAUCACGCGGAUGCCUUCCUGCGAACUUUGAUAGAUGUUUGCAUUAAUGACUCACUGAUAAAGAAAAAGCGAUUUAAAACAAACGAGCUCAGAUAAACUCAGACUGACCUCUGGAGGAAGUGGGAAGCGCCUUUUUUCGUCCGUCCUCUUUUUCCUCUCCAAGACGUCAGGACGGAUCUCUAUCACCCAGUCUGACUCUGCUCUCUGUGAUUUAAAACAAAGACCAAAAAGUGUUGGGAGGAUAGCAUGGCAAUGGUAGUAAACCAGUGGCCAGAGAACAUUUCCGCAGAUCCGGGGUCGCAGCUCCAGAUUUGCGGCCAAGAGCCCGGCGGGGCACCGGGGACCCCCAACGGUUCCACCCCGGGGAACGAUGCACUUUCCGGGGACAAGAUGUCCAACGUGGACUGCAUGGUGUGCGGGGACAAGUCCAGUGGGAAGCAUUACGGCCAGUUCACCUGCGAGGGAUGCAAAAGCUUCUUCAAGCGCUCGGUGAGGCGGAACCUCACGUACACCUGCCGGGGGAACCGAGACUGUCCAAUCGACCAGCACCACCGGAACCAGUGUCAGUACUGCCGGCUGAAGAAGUGCCUGAAGGUGGGCAUGCGGAGAGAAGCAGUACAACGAGGACGCACAUCGAACUCCCAGACCAGCCCUGGACAGUACCUGACCAACGGCACCGACCCGUACAACGGCCAACCCUACCUCUCCGGGUUCAUCUCUCUGCUGCUGCGCGCCGAGCCCUACCCCACGUCCCGCUACGGGGCCCAGUGCAUGCAGGGAAACAACCUGAUGGGCAUCGAGAACAUCUGUGAGCUGGCGGCCAGGCUGCUGUUCAGUGCCGUAGAGUGGGCCAAGAACAUCCCCUUCUUCCCGGACCUGCAGCUCAUGGACCAGGUGGCGCUGCUGCGUAUGUCAUGGAGUGAGCUCUUCGUCCUCAACGCCGCCCAGUGCUCCAUGCCGCUGCACGUGGCCCCUCUGCUCGCCGCGGCCGGCCUGCACGCCUCGCCCAUGUCCGCAGAGCGCGUGGUGGCCUUCAUGGACCACAUCCGCGUCUUCCAGGAGCAGGUGGAGAAGCUGAAGGCCCUGCAGGUCGACACGGCCGAGUACUCCUGCCUCAAGUCCAUCGUGCUCUUCACGUCCGAUGCUAUGGGUCUGUCAGAUGUGGCCCAUGUGGAGAGCAUCCAGGAGAAGUCCCAGUGCGCCCUGGAGGAGUACGUCAGGAACCAGUACCCCAGCCAGCCCAACCGCUUCGGACGCCUCCUGCUGCGCCUCCCCUCCCUGCGCAUCGUCUCCUCCCCCGUCAUCGAGCAGCUGUUUUUCGUGCGCCUGGUCGGCAAGACCCCCAUCGAGACUCUGCUCCGCGACAUGCUGCUCUCGGGCUCCAGCUACAACUGGCCCUACAUGCCUGCAGUGCAGCGCGAGCGGCCCAUCUCCCUCCACUAUAACGAGAACGGCCCCUGAGGUGGAGCGUCCGACCGAGGAGAAGCUGCGGGAGAGAAUAUUUCAGGCUCUGCUACUCGUCCAUCCAUCUUUACUUCUCUUCAUUCUCUGCGUUCAGUUUCUCAGCUCUCCCAGAGGAAAGGCGCCUUCCUCUCCAUUCCACUCAAAACUCCGCCCUGACGGUGCAGUCAGCUACCGUCCAGGUCACACAAGCCAGCCAAUCACACGCCUCGGGCCGCUGCAGGACCCUGCUGGCCCGCCGCAGCCCCAUCGCUCGAGCUGGACUGGUUGGUAGAACGGGUUAUUGCACAGUUCACCAGCAGGUCUGUUGGACUCGCUUCAGAUGUCACUCUACAAACCCCCCCGAUGCAAACAGAGGCUGCAAAAGACAAUAAAGAUUUGCUCCACUGUCGGUGCUAUGCCUUCAUCUACAGAGGCGGUGAACGAGCAUCAGCAGCGCGGCGAAUACCGAGCAAGGGCUUUGCCAAUGGGACUCUAUCACUGAGAGCACAGCCCCCCCCCCCCCCCCACCCCCGCUGUGUAUUCACCAACUUUUGAAAAGAAAACCAGAAGCCAUUAAAAAAAGAAAACUACAAAAAAAGAGACAAAUGCCAAAAUGUCUUGGACUUUUGCAGAGGACAUGUUUUAUUGUGUGUUUGUAUUAGCACUGUUUAUAUUGAGAGAAAAACUCAUGAUUGUGUUCAUAUGUACAGUUCACCGUUGAUUCAUAGGCAUCUAUAGCAUAUUAGGCUUCAAUGGGAAAAAGCUCAGGUUCAAAGGUCGGGUAUGGACGGAGGAACACGCCAAUAUCAGUACAAACAAACACAACAACACUGCAACAAUUCACACUAAUCAGCAGCCUGUGCCAAAGCUGAAAAAAAACGCAUUAUCGUUUGGAUUAUUUUUGCGGUCGUGUUGGUGAUGAAAAUGUUCUGUUUGGUUUUGUCUAUUAUUUGACUAUAUACUUGUUUUUUUUUGGGGGGGGGGGUAGGGGGAGGGAGGGGUCUCAGGGGGCAGAGGAGUUUGUAAUAAAAUAAAUAUACAAAUUAAAGCUGAGGCACUUGCAUUGUAAUCCGAUCACUCCUGUAAUAUCACAGCACUGGUAGAGUCUCGCUGCCCUUUGUGUCAUUCGAUCAGUGUUUAUGAUUUCACCAUCAGUCUAUAAACUUCUCACACGAUGUUACCACACAGCUCAUCUUCACUCUUGUUUUCAAUUUAGUCAUGAUUGUCAAUAUUGGACCUUUUUUUUUUUUUUUUUGAAUUUGGGGAAGGGGGGGAAUAUUUUUACAAAAUUAGCUGUACUUGCCUUAGAACAAACAUUUUGUCACUGAGCAUUUACUGUAUCUUAUGACUGUGCCAUAAUCUCUCGUUACCUGUUAUAACAGGUAUUAUGUCCUGUCAGGAGAGGAAUUGAACUCACGUGAUGUGAAAAUGGAAAACGUGCACCCAAAUAAUAAUAAUAAUAAUAAUGUCACCGAAAUGCGAUGCAAGAGAUUUAUUUUAGCGCAUCAACUUAAAAAAGACGUUUUGUUAUUUAACAUCAUCAGCACUUUCAUUUUCCUUGGACCUCAUGCAAGUUCUUUUCCACUUCCUGAUGAUGUUGUCAUGUAGGGAAAAACCUCCUGGACUCAUUUGAGCUUAUCGUACCGAUACCGUAGAGAAAUGUAUCACUAACCUCUGAAAACCUCAGUCUGCGUUACAAUAAUAUCCCAGUUGGACUUAUGACUGUGACCUAGUUUAGGAAAAUAUUUGAAGAUGUUUUUUCUUUCUUUCUUUCUUCCCGUCGAUGGAAGCAAAUUCAGAUUUUUUUUUUUCAGACGACCUGUAUCACAUUUCCAACAUGGCACUGUGUCAUCUGGGACCGUAGAAAUCUGCCUGUUGGUAACAAAGCAAUUCACUGAAAGUUUAUCCCCCUCGACUUUUGUUUGAAAAUAUGGAAUAUCCAUUAACUGAAAUAAAAUUCUGUUGUUCACAGGA